Messenger RNA from Suillus fuscotomentosus, 1446 nucleotides. RefSeq names its product major facilitator superfamily domain-containing protein. NCBI's taxonomy places the organism in Eukaryota, Fungi, Basidiomycota, Agaricomycetes, Boletales, Suillaceae. Gene Ontology annotation, molecular function: transmembrane transporter activity. The coding region runs from base 1 to 1446 and encodes 481 amino acids. The record is from RefSeq and is a predicted model, not a curated record. The transcript is spliced from 7 exons. Gene Ontology annotation, biological process: transmembrane transport.
AUGGAUACCUCCAAUUCUCAUGAAAUUAUGAUAAAUGAGACAACGCCUCUGGUACCUGCCAAGGGCUCGAAAAAAACUAAAACGCCCCUUCCAAAGCUUCAGAUAGGCAUACUUAUAACGCUGCAACUUGCGGAACCCAUCGCUUCGACAUCUAUAUUCCCGUACAUCAAUCAGCUGAUCAGAGAACUUGGAAUCACUGGGGGCGACGAUGCGGCUGUAGGAUAUUAUGCUGGAAUCAUUGACUCUCUGUUUUUCGUCGGACAAGCACUGACGGUGUUGAAGUGGGCUCGGCUGUCUGACCGCAUUGGGCGUAAGCCGGUAUUAGUCAUCGGACUAUUAGGAACAUGCAUUUCGAUGCUAUGUUUCGGCCUUUCGACGAACUUCUGGAGCCUUGUUGUUAGCCGUUGCAUGUGCGGUUUUCUGAAUGGCAACGUCGUAGUAAUGAAGACUAUGAUGGGAGAAUUGACGGACUCCACAAAUAUGGCUCAGGGAUUUGCCCUGAUCCCGAUUGUUUGGUGCAUCGGAGGCUUUGUUGGUCCUUUAAUGGGAGGAACACUCGCGCGACCGCAGGAUCAUUGGCCGGCAUUGUUCUCCGGUUCGUUCUGGAGACAUUACCCGUACUUUUUACCUUGUGGGGUGGCAGCCUGUCUGCUCGUCCUGGCCCUUGUCAUGAUGAUAAUCUUCUUGGAAGAAACAUUAUCGACAAAGCGUCGGCCAAAGUUCACUUCAACUACGGUCAGCGUUUCAAGUAGCCCCGACAGAGAAUUACUUGCCAAAAACUCGAUGGCCAACAUGCCCUUGCGAUCUCUCCUUACGCCUUCCGUUGUCAUUCCGAUGGCAAACUACGCCAUGCUCUCCUUCCUUGACGUUUCUUUUAGGGUUCUUUUGCCGCUGUUCUUGUCGACACCUACUUACCUUGGCGGUCUUGGAUUUGAUCCUGCUACUAUUGGCUUGUGGAUGGCGCUGGUUGGGAUCACGGAUGGUGUAUUUCAGGCAUUAUUCUUCGCCAGAAUCACCGAUUGGAUUGGUUCAAAGCGUCUGUUCUCUGUUUCAGUGUGGUGCUACCCACCACUCGUGGCUAUGUUUCCGAUAAUGUCGUGGAUUUUACGUGCAAGGGGUGAAGUCGAUUAUACAAUCACGUUUGCCUUGCUUCUCCUCAUAUGUAUAGAAGUCACAUGGGAUAUGGCAUAUGGAGCUGUUUUCAUGUUUAUCACAGCCUCUGCCCCCACAAACAAUGUCCUUGGCGCUAUCAAUGGCCUCAGUCAAACCUCUGCGGCGGUAGCUCGUGCCAUUGGUCCUGCCAUGGCGACUUCGCUCUUUGCUGUAUCGAAGGAACGCAAUCUUCUAGGAGGAAAUGCAGUGUAUAUCGUCUUGAUUGUGUUGUCCGGUGGAUUGAGAUGGCUGGCAUAUCAGUUGCCGGAUGAAGUACAAGAUAGGGAUGAGUGA